GACACAUUCUGUCUUGAAUGGGUCGAACCCGAAAUAAUUAAAACUCUAUUCUUUUAAUGAAUACGAGUGAAAUUAUGUUGGGUGACAUUUACGCUCACUGUGUGCAAUUUUUGCUCAACACUGGCUCCCUUCAAGCCCUUUCCCAGCCGACCUGCAGAAAAAUAGUAAAACUUAAAAUAAAGGCACAAGAAGAAACGCCCCUAGUGUCGAACAAGCCUUCUGCAUGCCUUAAACUUGGCACUUAUUCCUCUUACAAUUUCCACACAAAGUGACAUGUCAUCUGUGGUCUCCGUCUACUGCCAAAACUCUUUAACAAGUUCGAAACUCUCAGAACAAAUCUUGUUCAUGUUUGCUAACAAUGGGAGAGAAAGAUACAGUGUGUGUAACUGGUGCCGGAGGCUUUGUGGCAUCUUGGGUCGUCAAGCUGCUUCUCUCUCAGGGAUACAAGGUUCAUGGCACUGCUAGAGACCCAGGUGAUGAGAAGAAUGCCCAUUUGAAGAAACUGGAAAACGCUUCUGAGAAUUUGCAACUGUUCAAGGCAGACUUGUUCGACGUUGAAGGUCUUUGUAAUGCCAUUUCUGGGUGUUCUGGUGUUUUCCAUGUUGCCUGCCCUGUUCCAUCGGACGAAGUUUCUAACUCUGAUGAGAGAGAAUUUAUCGAACCUGCUGUAAGGGGCACACGGAAUGUACUAGAUGCAUGUAUCAAGGCAAAAGUAAAGAGGGUCGUGGUGGUUUCAUCUGCUGGUGCUGUUAUAUACAACCCAAAAUGGCCCAAGGAUAAACCCAUGGAUGAAGAAUGUUGGUCUGACCCAGUGUAUUGCAAGAAAGCUAAGACCCAGUUUGGCAACUAUUGUCUUGCCAAGACAAUGGCAGAAACUGAAGCUUUGGAGUAUGCAAAGAAAAGUGAAUUGAGAAUCAUUACUGUUUGUCCAUCCUUUGUUUUUGGUCCAAUGCUGCAAUCAACAUUAAAUGCCAGUAACUCAUUGCUCAUAACUCUUCUAAAAGAUGGACUGGAAUCUGUUGAGAACCGUGCUCGUCCUGUUGUUGAUGUGCGUGAUGUAGCUGAAGCUCUACUUCUGGCAUAUGAAGAGCCAGAAGCAGAAGGCAGAUACAUUUGUACGUCUUACGUGAUCAAGGUGCAGGCUUUGGUGGAGAUGUUGAAGGGCCUGUAUCCAAAUUAUAACUACCCUAAAAGAAUCAUUGGAGCAGUUGAAGACGUGAAGAUGAGUUCAGAGAAAUUGCAGAAACUUGGUUGGAAAUUUAGGCCAUUAGAGGAGACUAUUGUUGAUGCUGUCAACAACUAUAUGAAGCAAGUGGUAUCCUCUGCAAAUAAAGACUAGCUAGUCAACUGGUUAGUUUUGCUAGAAAUUGAAAAUGUUCCCAAAAACAGUUUUUCAGCUUGAACCUUUAAUUUAAUAAUGUGAUCCAUUGGGUUUUGUACUCAUUUAGGCAUGUAGUCUUGUUAUCGGUGUGAUGUACAAUUGAACCUACGAAUAUGAACUUAUGAAG
Molecule: messenger RNA, 1508 nt
Organism: Rosa chinensis
Lineage: Eukaryota; Viridiplantae; Streptophyta; Magnoliopsida; Rosales; Rosaceae
Product: cinnamoyl-CoA reductase 1
Exons: 6
Coding region: 359-1339 (326 amino acids)
Molecular function (GO): oxidoreductase activity, acting on the CH-OH group of donors, NAD or NADP as acceptor
Source: RefSeq, a predicted model, not a curated record